GGGCUCAGGGGUCCUGAGGGAGGUACGUUUGCGCUAGCGGCUGCGCAACCACCUCCCGACGGCAGCAACUCCCAACCCAAGGCCAAAACAACAUUUGAACCAAAAGUCGACGAUGCAUUGCUGAGCUGGCCCUGCAUACGGAUACCUGGCGCGACAGCAAUGCGACAGCCACCGUGCCCAUGACAGCUGUUCAGCAUGGAACAGGAACAGCCCUUCUCGACCUCAAAGGUGACGGUCGACUACUUCGACCCUCACGAUGUCUAUAAGCUGCUUGCCCCAGGCCUGCUACCCCGACUCCCCCUCCACAACCUGCACUGGCAGUCCCACGCCGGCCCUCUGCGGUCUAUCGAGACGCUGCAUGUCGAGCUCGUCGAUGCCCUCGCCGCCGCCAAGGCGCCCAAGCAGAGGCAACCGUCCAUAACACCCACCCUGGGCGGGGGCGAUGGUGGUUUCGAUGGCUUCCAGACACAGCAGGUUGCAGGGGGCAACCGACUCACUGCCGACCCCGACGAUACCUUCCCCAACAAGCCAUACUCGCCCGGCUAUGGCCCCUCGGCCGCCAACGUCCGCCGCCACCAGAUCCCGGGCCUGCGCCGCACACCCUACCUGAAGGUACUCCUGGUCCGAUGCGAUGACAACGACCAGUACAAGUCCUCCGUCCGCUCCGAGAUGCGUGACUGGCUCAAGGAGCAUUCUCCGCCGGUCGCCACCACAAGCACCAAGAAGGACGGCCGGACCCCCGCCGAGAACCACGAUGCGUGCGAGCUCCUGAUCAUACACGUCGUCGUGCCCAACACCGUCGCAGCUACCCAGCCUAGGAUGACAGGCAGCUCCGACGCCGCGCCCGUGGCAAAGACAACGUCCCGGUGGGGAAAGAACACAACACCGCUUUUAGAGAGGAUGAGGAGUGAUUUCGGGAGCUCCUCCAAGGCCAAUGUCGAUAGGAUAGCCCAGAUUCGCAUCGGUAUCAACGAUGUGCCCUACGAUCUCCUGCCGAGAGUCGUGCCCGCCGUGCCCACCGGUUAUAUGGAGACCGAGGAGGAUGCCAAGGUCGCCUGGGCGGAUCUCAUCGACAAGUUCAAGAGGUUGAUCCUCGCUAGCUUCGACAUGAGGGUCACCCAGUACGAGGAGGAUAUCAAAGAGAAGGAUGCCAUGCGAAGUCUGCCCGGCUGGAAUUUCUGCACCUUCUUCAUUCUGAAGGAGGGGUUGGCGAGGGGCUUCGAGAGCGUGGGGCUUGUGGAUGAUGCCCUCGUUGGAUACGACGAGCUGAGCGUUGGCUUGGACACCAUAAUACAGGAGCAAGCCGCGGCCGACUUCGCUGAGGUUCACGGUGGCUCACUACUUCCGCAUACCCCCGAUAUCAAGAAAAUCGCCCAAGCCGCAAUGGUGGCUGCCAGUACAGGGACUCUUGAGUUUGAUGACGAGGAAACAGUCGAUCUGCAGUCCUCCUCCAAGGAAGAAGAGCCCCAGGAGAAGUUCGACGACAUCCCCAUCUCCGUCAUGAAGAAGCCCUACCGGGACCUUAUCCUAUCCAACAACGUGUCGAUCUUUGAUUUCAGGUGCUACAUCUUCGCACGCCAGAUCGCUCUGCUCCUCCGUUUGGGCAACGCCUGGUCCACGCGCGAAGAGCUGCUUGCCAAGGUUAAAGAGCAACAAGACUCUAUACUGCACGGGGUUGCACCACGGGCACCUCCGCCACAGCCAACGGACGAGUCCGAAAACCUGUCAAUGCUGGCCGAAAUAUGCAAACGCACCCUCGAAUUCAUACCGGCUGUCUCUCAGGUUAUGCGCCGCGAUGUCGUUGCCGCUCUGGCCGAUCAGCGCAAGCUCGAGGCAGGCGGUGUGACGCCCGCAACGACACUGCCCUAUGAGAGCCUCGUGUCAGAAGUGGCGGAGAAUAUCGUUGCCUCCUUUGCGUUUUCCAUUGCACAGCAGAUUCUCGCCCAGACAUCUACAAAGGCCUUGCCCAUCCCACCAGCGGCGACGACUACCACUGGUGACAAAGGUUCGGAGCAGAAGUCGAAGGAGUCAAUACCGGAGCCCAAGACCAUGAUGCACCCGGCGAGAACAACUUCUCUCAGGGUAUCGACCGCAGGGGAUAGCCGAAUGCCGCCACUGCCUAGUCCGAACUUCUUUCCAGGACCGGGGACUCGCAGGGCAAGUACAGCUGACGUGCAGGAUACGAUAAAUCAGCGGCACCACAAAUCAGGGCAGGAAGACUUGGCUGCCAGGAGGGCCGAGCUUUACGCACUGUCGCGCAACAUACUAGAGGAGUGCGGCAAGAAACGAGGAUGGAGUGAUGGGUGGUCUUCUGCACCGGUCAUAGGGGAGACUGGAUUGCAGGAAAUGGAAGACGUCAAUCUUGACGACGACUUACCACCCAGUCCUUCGCCUGAGGCCACGAUGCUAUCGCCAGAGCUUACCCUUGCGGGCAUCGACAACAAGCUGCUUCGUACAGCUCUAGACACAAAGGAGGAUUUCUACCGCUUGUACGAGAUGCUUACUGACAAAUCUAAGCGUCACUACACUGUUGCUGGUCAUACACACUCCAUCCUGGCGAAUAUAGCGGACCUUGCCGUCAUGAAAUAUUAUUUGGGGGACUACUCCGCCGCGGCGGAGUGUUUCCUGCAGACGACGCCGUUCUAUGGAGAGAGCGGGUGGACCUUGCUUGAGCUCUCCAUGCUCGUCAUGUACUCCAAAUGUCUGCGGGAACUGAAACGAGACGAGGGUUACGUCAAGGUCAUGCUGAAACUUCUCUCAAAAGCGGCGAACUCCGAGAAGGACAGAAUCGAGGAAAGAGGCACCGUCAAAGUCAGCCAGAAGCCAGCCAAAGAAUACGCAGAAAACGAGCUGUUCAAGGGCUUCCUCCCUGACUUUUUAGCUGCCGCGAAGUCCCUCGACAAGGAGUUGAAACACUCCCUCCAAAAUUUCUUCACUCAUAUUGAGAUUGAGGGCACACCGGCGUACGACGAUGACCAGGAUAGCUUCACACUAACUCUCGCACUACGGAGUGUCUUAGCUGACCCACUGCCCAUCGACAAGGCCUUCUUGCGGAUUGUCACCACUGGUGGGCGCGAGAUGUGGUUAGAGAGUGACAGAGAGCUGGAACUAAAACCCGGUCGAAACAAGAUUCAGCUGCGCUGUAUGUCCAUGAGUCCGGGUGCGUAUGAAGUCGACAGAGUUCAAUUGCACAGCGGCCCCUUGAAGCUCAGCUUUGAGAGGCAAGCAUUCCAGCCCAUCGAACGCGAUGCGGUGAAUUUGAGGAAUCCAUACGUAUCCUUAUACCAGCGUACCGACACACUUGACCUGCGGGUCGAGCCGUCGACAGUAACGCAACUCGACAGGAAUUACGCAAUGGACCUCGACUUGACGACGGGGUGGAAUGAGGUUGAGUCGUGCGAGAUUCGCGUUCGGUCUGCGACCGGAGGGCUCCGGCUUCUUACCGCAGAGGCUCAAAUACUGGGCACGACGGAGCAUGAUGACCCAGCAUCGUCCGAGCCAGGUCUGUUCCUGUUCAAGUCUCUGGCUGCCAGGUCGUCUGUCAAGGCCCGCAUACCGUUCACCACUGAGCAGGACACCCCCAGUGUCUCCAUCAAAGUCGAGGUCAAAUACACCACCUCCCGGGGAACGUUCACACUGUCCAAGACGCCUUCAAUCCCACUGGCCCUGAAACUGGGUGUCAAUGUGCAGGAUGUGUUCAAACACAAAGCGCUCUUUUCACGGUUCACAGUUUCUACAGCGACCCAGAGCCCGUUGCGCCUAUUCAAAUCAGAGCUCAUCGAAUCGGAUGUCUUUCAGUCCCGAUUUGGAGUGCCACCUGCGAACCCGGUCGUCAUCUUCCCCAAGCAGCCGGCGAGCCUGAUCUACAAAAUCAAUCGGAUUCCGGGGUCCAGGAUCGGCCCCAACACCAAUAAGACCAUGUACUUGAAGCUGUCAUACAGUGUCCUCCAGGAUGAGAUCAGGGAUAAUAUCCGUGAUUCUCUGACUGAAGCGCUUAAAGACACUGAGUUGUGGAAAUACAGCAGGACAUUGGUGGCGAGUGUGCUGGACCGGGUCAAGGGCGACCUCACCGCUUAUGACCUAGAAAGGUCUGCGACGCUGGGCGAAUUGCCUCUCAGUUUCCUGACGGAGGUCAAGUGGCAGAAGCACUUCACCGGUCUGGGGACAACGCCUACUGGGGAAAGCCUGCCGGUACUCAUGGCCCAGUUCAUAGUCGACUGGACGCGGAAGACCCAGAAAAUCCCAGCAAUGCGCCAAGUAGACCCCACACAGCAGCAGUGCAUCCUCAUCCCAGUAGACGUGCCGUCGAUACCGGUCGUGCACACGGCCGACAUCCGGCUGCAGAGGCCCAUCCCGUCGCUCGUGGAGCCAGUCGACGAGUUCGAGACACCCCUUGUCUGCGUCAACCAGCUCCUCCCAGCGACGUUGCACCUCAAGUGGACGCGGGUCUGGGACACGAGCAAGCUCGACACCGGGAGCGCGGCCGAGGAGGCCACGGGCGACGAGUUCAGUUACGACGUCACCGCGCCGAGUGACACGUGGCUCGUCGGCGGCCGGAAGAAGGGCCACUUCGUGAUCCCGGGCCGCAACGCCUCCUCGUCCUCGCCCGGCGAGGAAGGCGACCUCAUGAGCUCCUCGCCCGUCAACGAGGCCGACAUCCCGCUCGUGCUGAUCCCGCUCAGGGAAGGGCACCUCCCCUACCCGAGCGUUGAGGUCCGGGAGAGCGGCGGGGGGCCUGGGGAGAACAACAACGGCAGCAGCGACUACCACGGCCACGGCCACGGGCAGGGCCAGGGCCGCAAGAGCCCCGCCGCCGCGGCGGGCCACUGCGAGACGGACUACCGGAACCUGGGGGAGACGGUGCGGGUUGUUGCGGACCGGAGGAGGGUCACGGUGUCGUUGGAUGCUAGUGGGGCCGGCGGGGGCCCGCUUGUUUUGGAUAGUGAGAGGGUUUGUGGGAGGGAUAUUGGGAGGGUUGUUGCGUAGAUAGACGGACGGACGGACGGGCAGGGCCAUUUAGAAUAUAAUGAGAGCUAUUGAAACGGACCCCCCCCCCUUCCUGCUGCUGUGUCGUUCAUCUAACAACACCUGCUCCCGUCCGGUUGUCACCGACACAAAGAAAGGCGGGUGUCUGUUUUCAAACCCGCACCAUAUCCCACCCAACCCUCACGGCCAUCCCCAUGAGCACGACCUGGACGAUAUUAAACCAGCUGCCCCACAGCCUGCCCAUGCCGUUGCGCGCGCCGGGCAUGGUGUAAC
This is a messenger RNA of Diaporthe batatas, 5259 nucleotides long. RefSeq lists its product as uncharacterized. The transcript has 2 exons. The coding region runs from base 196 to 4986 and encodes 1596 amino acids. Gene Ontology annotation, cellular component: TRAPPII protein complex. NCBI's taxonomy places the organism in Eukaryota, Fungi, Ascomycota, Sordariomycetes, Diaporthales, Diaporthaceae. The record is from RefSeq and is a predicted model, not a curated record. Gene Ontology annotation, biological process: intra-Golgi vesicle-mediated transport; early endosome to Golgi transport.